Emiliania huxleyi CCMP1516 is the source of this 639-nucleotide messenger RNA. RefSeq lists its product as hypothetical. NCBI's taxonomy places the organism in Eukaryota, Haptophyta, Isochrysidales, Noelaerhabdaceae. The record is from RefSeq and is a predicted model, not a curated record. Bases 1 to 639 code for a protein of 212 amino acids. The transcript has 2 exons.
AUGCCAUCCGUCCGCGACAUGCCAAUGGUCGCCCCCCGGCCGGCCUGCUACAGCGACAGCGUCCUUGAGCAGGCAAAGGCUGCCCGCCUCACGCCGGACGCCACCCCCUGCGGCUGCGCGGAGUGCGUAGCCGAGCGAGACUCCUACGUUCAGCGCACCCCGGCAUGCGCGCUUGUCGAGUGCGGCAUCUGCCUUGAGCUUCCGACGUCGGGGCCCAUCGUGCAGUGCCCCGAGGGCCACAUCUUUUGCGGCCACUGCCUGCGCCGCCACACCAUGAGUGGCCUCGCGUCGUCGCACUGCUGCCCCGUCUGCCGCUCAAAGCUGCCGUCGACCUCUGCAGCAGAGAACGCCGCGUCGCGGUGUCGGCUAGCGGAGCUGCUCCUCGCCGACGUCCCCGCCAGCUGCAAGCAUUGCCACGCCAAGCUCACCCGCGCCACGCUCCGCGACCACGCGCCGUGCGCGAAAGAGCUCGUGUGUUGCGCGGGCGGCUGCGGGUGGGAGCGGACAAACCUGCGCGGCCUCUCCUUCUACAAGGGCAACACGGUGCUCGACGGCGCGCGCACGCCCGCCUCGUACUCGAUAGCCGACUACGACGCGCUCGAGGCGCGGCACGAUUUGCCGCAGCAAAUCUCGGACUGA